ACUGUAUUAUAACUACUCGGUAAAUCUCUUCCCGUCCAACAGGGAGCGGUAAUGCGCCAGCCAGGCAGGCAGGCUUAAUCCACCAUAGAAGAAGUAGAUGUUUGGACUUGCGCGGUACGGAAUUACUCCAGCGUUUUUCGAACGUCGUGGACUUGAUAACUAGGAAGGAUCUGGUCCAAGUAACCGUCCAGUUUUUUGCUGGACACUUAGGUGUUAUUGUCAGCUAAUCUGACACUCUACAAAGAUGGAUUUCCAACAUCGAGCUGGAGGGAAGACGGGGAGCGGUGGAGUGGCGUCUUCAUCCGAGAGUAACCGUGACAGACGGGAACGGUUGCGUCAACUGGCCCUGGAGACUAUUGACAUCAACAAAGAUCCAUAUUUUAUGAAGAAUCACUUAGGAUCAUACGAGUGCAAGCUUUGUCUGACACUUCAUAACAAUGAGGGCAGUUACUUGGCCCACACCCAAGGAAAGAAACAUCAAACCAACUUAGCACGGAGAGCAGCCAAAGAAGCAAAAGAAGCUCCUGCUCAACCAGCACCAGCUAAGGUCAAAGUUGAAGUGAAAAAGUUUGUCAAAAUUGGUCGGCCAGGAUACAAAGUUACCAAACAGAGAGAUCCAGAGACCGGACAACAGUCUUUACUUUUCCAGAUCGAUUACCCGGAGGUUGCUGAAGGAAUUGGACCAAGGCACCGUUUUAUGUCUGCUUAUGAGCAGCGCAUUGAGCCACCUGACCGUCGCUGGCAGUAUCUGCUGCUUGCUGCAGAGCCAUAUGAAACUAUUGCCUUCAAGGUACCCAGUAGAGAAAUAGACAAGGCAGAAAACCGCUUCUGGACCCACUGGAAUAAAGACACAAAACAGUUUUUCCUGCAGUUUCAUUUUAAAAUGGAGAAACCUCUAGCCCCAUCUACUGGUCCACCACCUAAUGCAGGUGUGAAGCGACCUCCACCUCUCAUUGCUGGACCUCGCUCAAAUGACAAUAUUCCUCCUCCACCGGGAGGGAUGAGUGUUCCUCCUCUUCCUCCCGGUGCCCCACAGAUGCCCAUGCCCCCUAUGCCAAUGAGGCCACCGCCUCCUGAAGGUCUGUCAAUGUCCCGCUGAUCUGUUUUCAGUGUGUCAUGAUUGCUUUCUCUAACAGUUUAGACCCAAACUCGUCCGUUGUAUUUUUUAUAUUUUGCUUUCACAUUUGAUUUAUUGUCUCCUCUGGUCGUCAUUCAAAAUGCACAGGAAGAAUUUUGUACAUCUGGUUUAAAAAAUUGUCCGAGGCAAACUGUAAACUGCAAACAUGGACUCCACACUGUUGUUAUUCAUGUUGGUAUUCUGAUCUUUUAGGAGUCUUUUGUAAUUAAAUUCUGUGGAAAAAAC
Cynoglossus semilaevis (tongue sole) is the source of this 1363-nucleotide messenger RNA. RefSeq names its product splicing factor 3a, subunit 2 (gene sf3a2). The record is from RefSeq and is a predicted model, not a curated record. Gene Ontology annotation, cellular component: U2 snRNP; U2-type prespliceosome; nucleus. The coding region runs from base 245 to 1099 and encodes 284 amino acids. Lineage: Eukaryota; Metazoa; Chordata; Actinopteri; Pleuronectiformes; Cynoglossidae. Gene Ontology annotation, molecular function: nucleic acid binding; zinc ion binding. The transcript is spliced from 8 exons. Gene Ontology annotation, biological process: spliceosomal complex assembly.